UUUGACACACCUUAUUGAUACGGUUGAGUGUUUUUAUUGCUUUCUUGUGUUAUUUUUUACAAAAUAAAGUUAAUAACCGUGAUUAAAGCAUUUAAUUCAGUGAUAUAAUUGUUUAUUUCUACGUAUUCGUAAAGGAUUAUCGAUUUAUUAAGAAAUGGCGACCUUAACAGACCCUUACGGUACCACUGGGCAGUUAACAUUGAAAUGGGAUCCCAAGAACUUGGAGAUCCGAACGACUUCGGUGGAGCGGACUCUGGAGCCUCUUGUACUCCAAGUGACUACUCUAGUUAACAGCAAGGAUAAAACUGCAAAGAAGAAGAGACCGGGUAAAUCCAAGCGUGCGAGUGCUCUAGUCGCUACGGUGGAGCGAGCGACUGAGAUCUUCAUAGAACGAGGUCAGACUAUCGCAUACGAGAACCCGGAGAUCACUCAGGAGAUGCUCACUGCGGUGGAGGAGGUCAGGAAAGCCGGCGCGGCGAUGUCUUUGGCCGCUCGCGAGUUCUCUGAGGAGCCGUGCGCGUCCGCGGUGCGCGGCGCCAUGGUGCGCGCGGCGCGGGCGCUGCUCUCCGCCGUCACUCGCCUCCUCAUCCUCGCAGACAUGGUGGAUGUGCAUCUCCUGCUGGCUAAACUGAGAGCAGUAGAAACUGACUUAGACAAGUUGAAAUCAGCAUCAUCACAGUCAGAGUUAGUGGAAUCCGCUCGUCAGUUUGGUCGCUCAGCCAACGAGCUGGCGGCGCAGGCUGCCAAGAGACAGAAGGAGUUAAAGGAGCCGAGGAUGAAGGAUGAACUGGCAGCGGCAAGAGCUGUGCUGAAGAAGCAUUCGACUAUGCUGCUCACUGCUUCAAAGGUAUACGUGCGUCACCCGGAGCUGGCCGCGGCAAAGGCCAACAGGGACUUCGUGUUGCGCGCUGUUUGCUCCGCUGUUGAUACUAUAUCUGCGGUCGCUCAGGGCCGUCCGCUGCCGUCAGCAGGUAACAACCGCCCGCCUAUUGAAGGUCCCGGGGAAUUGGCUCAAGCGCUUGAUGAUUUUGAUGAGCGCAUGGUGAUGGAGCCGCUGGCGUACUCGGAGCUGCGCACGCGGCCGUCGCUGGAGGAGCGCCUCGAGUCCAUCAUCAGCGGCGCCGCGCUCAUGGCCGACAGCUCCUGCACCAGGGACGAGAGACGCGAACGUAUCGUGGCGGAAUGCAACGCGGUGCGACAAGCGCUGCAGGAACUGCUGCACGAGUAUAUGACCAAUGCUGGUAAAUCUGAGCAGUCGGAGGGUCUGGAGCGCGCCAUCGAGCACAUGUGCCGCAAGACAAGAGAUCUGCGCCGUCAGCUGCGCAAGGCGGUCGUCGAUCACGUCUCUGAUAGUUUCCUGGAGACCAACGUGCCGCUGCUGGUGCUGAUGGAGGCAGCGAGGAAUGGCAAUGAGAAGGAGGUUGAGGAAUAUGCGAUAGUUUUCACUGAACACGCGAAUAAACUCGUUGAGGUGGCGAACUUAGUCUGCUCCAUGUCGAAUAACGAAGACGGCGUGAAGAUGGUGAGACACGCCGCUGCGCAGAUUGAAGCUCUCUGCCCACAGGUGAUAAACGCGGCCCGUGUGCUCGGCGCGCGGUGUCGUUCCCGUGUUACAGAGAAUCAUAUUUUAGAAGAUGUGAAUAAAUGCGUGGUGGCGCUGCAAGAAGGAGACCCUGACUCUCUGGAGAGGACUGCGGGAGCUAUCCGCGGGAGAGCUGCCAGGGUGUGCUCUGUGGUGACGCAGGAGAUGGACAACUACGAGCCCUGCAUCUACACCAAGCGUGUUCUAGAAGCAGUCACCGUGCUCAGAGAUCAAGUGAUGUCGAAGUUCGCAGUGCGUGUGGACGCGGCGGUUUCCGCAUUAGGCAGUGGUGCCGGCGCAGGUCUGGAUGAGAAUGACUUCAUAGACGCGUCCAGAUUGGUCUACGAUGGUGUAAGAGAGAUCAGACGUGCGGUGUUGAUGAACCGGGAUGAUGAAGACCUGGACCCUGAAGAUGUGGAGCUUGAUGAGCACUACACGCUGGAGACGAGGAGCAAAUCGAGCGCUCACACCGGCGAGCACGGUGUGGAUGAAUAUCCCGAUAUUAGUGGAAUUACUAAUGCUAGGGAAGCCAUGCGUAAAAUGACUGAAGAAGAUAAGCGUAAGAUCCUCCAGCAAGUGGAGCUAUUCAGACGGGAGAAGAUGACCUUCGACAACGAGGUCGCGAAAUGGGAUGAUGCUGGGAAUGACAUUAUCAUGCUGGCUAAACAUAUGUGCAUGAUUAUGCUCGAAAUGACGGACUUUACUAGAGGCCGUGGUCCGCUGAAGACCACGAUGGAUGUGAUCAACGCGGCCAAGAAGAUAUCUGAAGCUGGCACCAAGUUGGACAAGCUGACUAGAGAGAUUGCUGAACAGUGUCCGGAAUCUUCGACUAAACAAGAUUUGUUAGCGUAUCUGCAACGUAUAGCUCUCUACUGUCACCAAAUACAGAUAACAAGCAAGGUGAAGGCGGAUGUGCAGAAUAUAUCAGGAGAACUCAUCGUCAGUGGGUUGGACAGCGCUACUUCGUUGAUCCAAGCUGCUAAGAACUUGAUGAACGCGGUUGUGUUAACUGUGAAGGCGUCUUACGUCGCCUCCACGAAGUACACGAGGCAGGGAACCAUCGCUUCCCCGAUAGUAGUAUGGCGUAUGAAAGCGCCGGAGAAAAAGCCUCUAAUCCGUCCGGAGAGGCCGGAGGAGGUGCGCGCCAAAGUGCGUCGCGGCAGCCAGAAGAAGCAGCCCAGUCCAGUGCGAGCUCUCGCUGAGUUCCAGAGCCCUGCCGAGAACGUGUAGAUGAAAAACAGAUAUGUGUCAACAAAUGAAUGGAACGGUUUAAUGGAGUAUUGACACAUAUACACAGGAGAUAUCAAUUAAAAGAUAAAUUGAAAUUUAUACUAGAAUUCAGAAAAAGCAUCGAAACAUUUUACAAUAUCAAAACAAUUUAUCUUGCAAUUUUUGUAAAAAAAAAAACAAACUAAAAAAAAAUAAAAAAUCUUGGUAUGACGACUCUACCAAUUUUAAUGUGUCGAUAUUGUAACGUGAUUUUUUGCCUAAUUUAUGUAUUUAAUUAGCAUUUGUAACGAAAUAGUAAAUAAUUCGGGUUUUUUACCCGAGUUUUAUUGUUUUUUUUUUGGAAGUUAAGGAAUUUCCAUAGAUUUUUAUUCCGAGAAUUUAAUGAAAUUA
This is a messenger RNA of Papilio polytes (common Mormon), 3202 nucleotides long. It is a transcript of the gene alpha-Cat, whose product is annotated as catenin alpha. Gene Ontology annotation, molecular function: cadherin binding; beta-catenin binding; actin filament binding. NCBI's taxonomy places the organism in Eukaryota, Metazoa, Arthropoda, Insecta, Lepidoptera, Papilionidae. Bases 155 to 2812 code for a protein of 885 amino acids. Gene Ontology annotation, biological process: cell migration; cell-cell adhesion. The record is from RefSeq and is a predicted model, not a curated record. Gene Ontology annotation, cellular component: catenin complex; adherens junction. The transcript is spliced from 24 exons.